CGCCUCCGCCUCCCGCCCCGGCCUCGCUCGCCCGGCGCCACCAUGAGCUGCGCCGCCGCGCUGCUGGGGCUGAGGGGCGCCGCUGCCCCCCGGCUUCUGCGGGCAACAAGCAGCCGCCGCCGCUGGAGCAACCUGGGCGGCGGCUCCUGCGAGCCCCAGGCGGGCGCGGCCGUGCGGGUGGGCUGCGCUGCGGGUUUCUGGGGAGACACGGCGGCCUCAGUUCCUCAGCUUCUCUAUGGAGGAAAAUUGGAUUUUCUGGUUUUUGAUUAUCUUUCUGAAAUUACAAUGUCUCUGUUGACAGCUGCAAAAGCCAAAUCACCGGAUUUGGGUUACACUCCUGAUUUUGUGUUGACUGCAAUGGGUCCCUAUAUUAAGGACAUUCACAGGAAAGGUGUUCGUGUCAUUAGUAAUGCUGGUGGAAUGAAUCCACUUGGGUGUGCUGCUCGUCUUCAAGAGGUGUCAAAGAAAGCUGAUGUUGAUUUGAAAAUAGCUGUUGUUGCUGGAGAUGAUCUGAUGGGCAAGAAAGACAACCUAAAAGGAGAUGGUAUCACAGAUAUGGAGAGUGGAAAGCCAUUUCCAGAGAAUAUUCACAGCAUGAAUGCAUAUCUUGGAGCAAGACCAAUAAGCAGGGCUCUUGACCUUGGAGCUGAUAUUGUUGUGACUGGUAGAUGUGUUGAUAGUGGUAUUGUAUUAGGACCACUCAUUCAUUCGUUUGGCUGGAACAGGGAUGAGUUUGACUUGCUAGCAGCUGGAAGUCUUGCAGGCCAUCUCAUUGAAUGUGGCGCUCAGUGUACAGGUGGAAUAUUCACAGACUGGCAUACUAUUCCAGACUGGCAUAACAUGGGGUUUCCCAUAGUAGAAUGUUCUUCUGAUGGACGCUUUACUCUAUCCAAACCACCUGACACAGGGGGCCUAAUCUCUUUUGGCACCGUGGCUGAACAGUUGGUGUAUGAAAUUGGCAACCCUCAGUGUUAUCUCUUACCAGAUGUCACAUGUGACUUUUCUCAAGUUUCCAUUACUGAAAUUCCAGGUAUUGAAGGUGGGGCAGUGAAAAUUCAUGGAGCAAAAGGAUCACCUCCUUCAACGUUUUAUAAGGUAAAUGCCACUUACCUGGAUGGUUUUAGAGCUACAGCUAUCUGCCCAGUGAUAGGGCCAAAGGCAGUGGAAAAGGGAAGACAAACUGCGGAAAGCAUUCUGAAAAGGACUCGCCUUAUUUUCAGGCAGCUUGGGUAUGAAGAUUACUGUGCAGUUAACAUACAAAUUUUAGGUUCUGAAGAUACAUAUGGACCCCAUGCUAAAAAGAAAAUAGAUGAUGGUCCACGGGAAGCUGUUAUCUGGCUUGCUGUACACCAUAAGCAGAAAAAGGCUGUGGAAAUCUUCUCCAGAGAGAUUGCACCAGCUGGAACUGGAAUGGCACCUGGUCUUACUGCAGUUGUUGGAGGACGUCCAAGAGUGUCUCCAGUUCUGAAACCAUUUUUCUUCCUUUAUCCCAAAAGAAAUGUCAAGAUCAACAUCUUUUUGAAUGGACAGCAUGUUGAAACAUUUCAGGAAGAUCUUACAUUUACGUCAGAUGCAGUUGUUUCACUUGAUUCACCUAAGAUUGAUGAUGAGUUAAAAGAUCUGCCAUGUGGUCCACAUACAUAUUGUUUAGAAGAUCUUGCUUAUACUAGAAGUGGAGACAAAGGCAACUCUGCAAAUAUAGGUGUGAUAGCACGACAUCCCCUCUAUUAUCCAUACCUAAAGAAAACGUUAACUGCUCAGGCUCUGGAGGAUUAUUUCCAGCAUCUUUUAGAGAGAGAACAACCUGAAGAGAAGUUAGUCACAAGAUAUGAAUUGCCAGGAAUACAUGGAUUAAACUUUGUUCUGAAAAAUUCCCUUGGUGGUGGCGGUAUUGCAUCCUUAAGAAGUGACCCACAGGGCAAGGCAUUUGGGCAGAUGUUACUGGAUUUCCAGAUAAAAAAUGUUCCAGAUUUAAAGUCCUUAAUAGAAUAAUGAUUUUUGGGUUCAUCUGUUUUUAAAAGUCUGAAUACAAACAAACAAACAUGCAAAACAAAAACUAGCUUCUUGAGUCAAAUUCAAGAAACUGCAAACUAAAGUGGUGGUGACAGUUCUCUCUCUCAGGCUUAACUGUAAGGCACAGAAAAGUGAAUAUUUUGAGUAUUACCAGACAAGUAGCUUUGUCUGUGACUAAUAGCAUUUCCUGUCUAGUUAGUACAUUGGAUAAAGAGUUAAUUUAUUUCCUGUAAAAUAUAAUAAAGCAAUAAAAUAAAAAAUAAAAAAUUUACAGUGAGAUAACCAGACAACCACACUCCCAAAAUGAAAACUACCUUUUGAUCCAGUCCUCCUCUCCGUCCUUCUUUAGAACUCUUAAUAAUUAAGAGGAAUAAUAUUGUUGAACUCUUAACUGCUCAAGUCCACCACCUUCAGUCUGCACUGUGAUCUUGCACAGUAUAUCCCUUAUUUAUACAGAACAGUCAGAUAACUUGGUGCUUGUCUAUUGAAAAAAUCACCAUUUACCAACAACUGUCAAACUGUGGUAGCUGAGGUCAGUUUUUCCCUCUAAUUAGGACAGUAUAUAGCUGCAGUAACUCAAGCACCACUGUGUGGUGACUGAUGGUGAAUAUUGACUUUGAAUGGUGACCACUAUACUUCAGGGUAUUCUGCAGUCAGUGAGAGAAAGCUGAGUGUUUUCUAUCCCCAACUUCUCUCAUUGCCUAUAACCCUUAUUUGAACAACACUGAAGUAAUUACAAAAUGGAGCUCUUGUCAUGUGGAUUAUUUUGAAGAAGAAAAAACGCUAACAGCCAGAUUUGAUGCCCCACUCUCUCUUGUGUGGUGCUACAAAAGGGAUGGAAUCUGGACUUAUCACCUCUGUUGGAGAUUCCCCUAGGGCACAGGAGUUCCCAGCAGGUGCUGAAUCAGUUUAGCUGUCCCUUGCACCACCCUUCUCCACAACCCUGGACGGGGAGCAUGUUGGGGGCAGAAAAGAGGCAUGUCUGAUAUGCACUGUAUUCCAUCUAUCCUCAGCUUCCCCAAAGUACACUGCAUCAGAGCUGGUGCCAAAUGGUGAAUUAGGGAGUUGUAUCCAGCUCCCUGAAAAGAAACUCAGCCUAAUAGAGAUUCAGGCCUGAUAAUUCUCUGUAUCUCCUACCACAGCAGAAAGAUAUGUACAUUUGGUUUUUUUUAAAUCUCUUAGUGGACAAUGUUUAGAUACACAUUUCUGAAUAUAAAAGUAUGUUCCUUUAUUUUCAGAAGAAUUUAUUAACUGUUUAGUGCUGAUAAAAUUGAGACUUUAAUAAUAGUGGUUACAACUAUGAAUGAUGUGUAGGUGCUUUAUAAGCCUCAUCAGAAAUCUUUGGCAGUGCCUCUGAGCUCUAAUCCGUUCUAUCACUGUUCUCCAUUUGCUAGCCUAUCUUUAGCAAGGAUUGUAACUGAAUUUUUCCAGUUUGCAUUGUGGUUUUGUCCAUUUGAGGACUAUGUUGAGGACAUCAUGUGUGGAAUCUUGACCCUAUUAACAUUAAUGACAAAACUCACAUGGAAUUUGAUGGGGACAGAAUUUCACCCAUAUUCUUUUCCCUUGUGACCUAAACAGAAUGUAAGAAGAUAAUAUACUAAUUACUGUGUCAACUAGUCAUAUAUAGUAUUAUUUGUACAUCAUUAUUAAGUCUGGUUGUAAAGGCAAAAAUGGGAAAACCAUGGCUUUGUCACAGAAAAAUAUGGAAAAUUCAGACCAUUGGGAUGAGGGUUCAAAAAGGUUGGGGGGAGGGGAGUUGCACAAUAUUUAAAUUGUUUACAUUUCUUUUCCAUUAGAAAAGUGUUAAACAGCUGUCAUCAAUAGUCUGAAACCAUAUUAAGACAGGAAAACAGAAAAACCCACCAAAUAGUCAAAUUUGUUAAUAACAAUAAUUCAUGGAAGAAAGUCUUGCUCAGUAGCAGACAGACUAAGAUGAAAAAGGACCAUGGGCUAGACCCUCAACUGGUAUAAGUAGUGCAACUCAGUAAAGUUUAAUAGUUAUGCUUAUUUACACCAUCUGGGGAUCUGGCCCCAUGAUGUUAUUAUAAUACCCUAAAAAUGACAUUUUUGGUCAUGGAAAUCAUGGCUAUGCCAAACAUAUACAGCCUAUGCUGUUUAAGUGAUUUUGUAUUUCUAUAUGCAACUACUUUGAUAUUGAAAGUAAACGGGUAAAAAAACUAGAUAUUUCAGUAAUUUAAAUAGUUUAUUUUAGUAUAUUUUCCAAUUGCAACUUAAUUUAGAAAGGUUUUUAAUAUUAAUUGUUUUGGGUUUUUUUUAACGUUUUCUGAGUUUGCAUGUUGGUUCAGUUCCCACUUUGGAUUGUAUCUCACCCAGUUCUGUACCAAAUUAAACAUUCACUGUUGGUUAAUAUGAAAAUUGAACGACUAAACAAUGAACACUUUAGACCCACUGGUAGUGGUGGACUGUUGGCUGGGAGGUGCAGACCAUUCACAACUAUACAACAGAGGCACAGUUUGUUCAAGAAUUAAACCAUGCAGUGUUCAUGUUGAUGGGGUAGGGGAUGGAAAGGGGUUUCUCUGUCUCUGUUGGAGUUUAUACCCCUCCAGACACCACUAAACCAUCCCCAAUAGGGAUAACUUUGAUCUAUGGUUGGGUUUUGUUUAUUUGUUUGCUUUUGCAACACACUAGAUUGCACCAAGUGGCAUUUAUUUUCAUAAUAUUUCCUUGGGGAAUGUGUCAAAAUCCCUUAGACAUAAAUGUUAUUCCUUGGCCCUAACACCAUAGUUGUGCAAUAGUUAGUUUAAUUCAUGAAUUUGUACCUAUCUUAAUAAUCCAGAACUGACCUGAAAAGCUAUAUUAAAAUUGCAUUUAUUUCCUCAUCUAGAAUGAAGACUGAAUAAUUACAAACAGAAUUUGCAAAUGACCUCCAGUACUUGGAAUAAUAUUUCCCACUUAUUAGAGUGACUCUCAGAGCAGUCUUCUUGUAUAUUUCCAUAGCUUGGUUACUCUGAAGGAUGGGAUAAACCAGCAUAGUUAGGGGUUUACCAUCAUUCUAAAGUACCAAGGAAUAUUCAACCAACAAGAUCACUAAAUUCUCUGUAUUCUGAACUGCUCCUCAGUCUUUGAGGGUUUGGAAAGUGCAGGUCAGGCCUAUUUCUGAUUCUAACCCCUAUAUUAGGACAAACAUUAUUUGUGCAACGGAUUAUCCAACAGACCAUUUCAUUGUCACCAUGGGAGAGAGAAGGCUUCACUUUUUAUUUUAAUUUUUAAUUACAUUUCUUCAAUUUGAAUCCUUAUUGAACAGUUUCAAGACAUCACAUUUUUUCAAACUUGAUGGUUGCAUGAUGGUAUUGAUAAUUGCCCUUGCUGUCUAUGAGAGUGGCAUUCUCAGGUUAGACAAACUAUAGCUGUUCAGCUUUGCAUUGGGUUCUUAUGCAGCCAUCUGUAACAUGAAAAUAAGUGUGGGCCCAUAAACAGCCAACCUAUCCUACCUGAGGCCUUAUUUGCACAAGAGUGGUUGCACUAGUUUAACUAAAAGUGUGAUGUUAAACCAAUUUAGUGUAAAUCAGUGGAAAUUCCUGUGUGCGUACUCUUGUUUUGAGAAGCUUAUUUCAGUGUAGCGCAACCCAAUUUCUGAUUUAAACUGAUCAAAACAAGUGUGUUUGCUCUCGUUUAGUUUAAAUAUAUGUUGUUAAAUUGGUGCAACUUUCUGAUGUAGACAAAGCCUUACUUUUCCAACUCUUUUUCUUCCUGUCUUUUGCUGGCCAUGAGGGCAAGGAAACAGGGAUUAAUAUGAAACUCCAUGGAAAUUUGUUUGGCUCUAGGCAGGAGGCCUUGUAGGCACCCUCCUAGUGUCAGGGAGUUCAUACAUAAUAGAUGUGAGUCCAUGCCACAAAGGUGGGAAUUGUUCACACCUGCUGUAGCUCAAAAUCUACGGUGCUGUAGUUCAAACACGAAUUAAUUCAGGGAAGUUCUGUGGCCUGUGUUAUACUGGAGCAGAGACUAGUUGAUCACAGUGGUUCCUUGUGUCAUAAUCUAUGAACCCAUCUCCAAAACACAGUAAUUUAAAUUAAAAAUUGUAAAUUAUCACUUGCCUCUGAGCUUUCUAUUCUUACUGUUUCUUAUGACAGCUCUAAUUCUCAAAAUAAAAUAUAUCCUAAAAUGUUGCACGGUCCCUAACAUUCAAAACAGAUGGUACAAUUUAUCAUAUUUAAAACCAAUAUUUUGAGAUAGUUUUGCCAUUUCUGUGACAAUUUAAUCUGCCCAUUAAACAAUGCACAGAAUGAUUAUGUACUGCAAUGACCAUCCAAAACAGGAUGGAAAAAUAGUGUGUUCUAGAGUUGGACUAGAGGUAAAGUGCCUUUUUAAAUGUUAAUUAUAAUUCAAUAAAUUAAACAAAUAUGUUUUUUCUUCA
Molecule: messenger RNA, 6388 nt
Organism: Trachemys scripta elegans
Lineage: Eukaryota; Metazoa; Chordata; Testudines; Emydidae
Exons: 20
Coding region: 43-1992 (649 amino acids)
Source: RefSeq, a predicted model, not a curated record